UCUCUCCCCCUCUCUCUAUUCUCUUCCUCCACUACUUCUGUUUUCUUUAUCAUUAUCAAGCACUGUAUUGAAGUAGACUCGAAUCUGAACUUGGGAAGAAACUCAGAAAGUGAAAGAAAGAGAUAGAAAAAAGAGGAAAAAAAUGGGGUCUCUGGGAUUUGAAACUCCGAAGAAGAAGGCAAUGUGGCUCUAUCCAAAGGUUUUGGGAUUUAAUCCUUCUGAGAGAUGGGGACACUCAGCUUGCUCUUCUCAGGGCCUUGUUUAUGUCUUUGGGGGAUGUUGUGGGGGUCUCCAUUUCAGCGACGUUCUUACGCUGAAUCUUGAUACAAUGGCUUGGAGCACUCUGACAACCAUCGGUCAAGGGCCUGGCCUGAGGGAUAGUCACAGUGCUGUCCUUUUAGGGCAGAAGAUGAUAGUGUUUGGUGGAACCAAUGGUUCAAAGAAGAUCAAUGAUCUUCAUAUCCUGGACCUUAUGACUAAAGAAUGGUCUCGACCUGAAUGUAAAGGGACUCCGCCUUCUCCUCGUGAAAGUCACACUGCCACGCUUAUUGGUAACAGCAAAAUAGUGAUUUUUGGGGGCAGUGGAGAAGGUGAAGCCAAUUACUUGAAUGACUUGCAUGUAUUAGACUUCAAAACAAUGGCAUGGACUUCACCAGAAAUGAAAGGAGAUAUUCCUGUUCCGAGAGAUAGUCAUAGUGCUGUUGCAAUUGGCAACAAGCUCUUUGUGUAUGGUGGAGACCGUGGUGAUCGCUAUAAUGGCGAUGUUGAUAUGCUUGAUAUGGACACGCUUACAUGGUCAAGGGUUGCCGUUCAAGGGUUUUCACCGCGAGCUAGAGCAGGUCAUGCUGCUGUGAAUAGUGGAACAAAGGUUUAUAUUAUUGGAGGGGUUGGAGAUAAACAUUACAACAACGAUGUUUGGGUCCUUGAUGUUAGUUCUUGCUCAUGGACUCAGCUCGAUGUGUGUGGCCAGAAACCUCAAGGGCGGUUUUCACAUACUGCUGUUGCCACAGGCUCGGAUAUUACAAUCUAUGGAGGGUGCGGGGAAGAUGAGCGCCCUCUUAAUGAGUUGUUGAUCUUGCAACUUGGAGCAGAACAUCCUAAUGGUCGUUACAACAUUUCUAUGUGCAAGAUUAUCGGUAAACAUUGGAAUCAAGAACGAAGAAGAUUCGCUGGAGGAACUGAAAAUAAUUUGAGAAGUAAGUUUUAUGGAAAGAAUGAAGUUUUACAAAAAGGAGCUCAUCAAGUGGAAUCUGAAUCGAUUCAAUCUUAUCGGCUGAUUUCAGAUUCUUCACAUCCAAAGAGGAAAAGAAUCUCCAAUUCAAAGGUGUGGGAGGCUGAGUCCGAGCAAGAAGAGCAUUCUCUCUCACUUUCCCAGCAUUCUUCUCCCUCUCAAUCGGACCAAGAACAGACCACAGUGCGGAAAACCGCAGAUUCUAUUAGAGGCAUGCAAGGGCUUCAUUUGCUCAAGCAGUUCAAUCAAAACCCCACCAGGUGCCAGCCCAACCAUGCUGCAAGCAACCAGAAAGAAGAUAGAAAUACACUCCAAAUAACUCCACAGGAUCUCCAAUUUCUUAGAGAACAUCAAAAACACGCAUUGCAUGUACAAUGUCCUCUUGUUGGUCAAGCAAGUCGACAAGGGAUGCAAUUUCUGAAACCCUUAGAGGCUGGGCCGAUUCAUAGCCUGGUUGGUGCUGAUGUGAGAGGAAAAGUUGAUGGAGCCUUUGAUUCGGGUUUGUUGAUGACGGCUACUGUUGACGGGAAGAUCUUUAGAGGGGUCUUGUUUGCUCCAGGAGCGGGAUCUAUAUCGAAAGGAGGUCAAACUUCAACGCAAAACGCUGUUGCUCUGCCAUUGUCAAACACGGCUCGUCUUGAAUCCUUAAGGCCUAUGCAGCAGUCAUUCACAACUUCCAUGCCUGAGUCUGGUCAAAACAAUCUGCAAACUCAAGUUAGUAGACCAUAUCAUCAACCAGUGAUUCGAGCCAACCAGUCUUUAGGGAAAGAUCCGAAGUCGAGAAGUGAUCUUCAAGGUCUUGUUCUAACGUUGGGAGGACCUGGACGUGGACUUUGAUUGAUGAAACACAGACAAACAAAAUGCUUUAGACUAUGCUAUAUAUAGACCCCAUCCCCCAGCUUGUGUAAAUUUCAGGCAGAGCAUUUUCUCCCUUUUAGGUUCAGAAAGUUAUGAGUUAUGAAAUCAGCCUAAUAUGUAGUUUAGCUUUUAUGUAUGUCGCACUACUUUUUUUUGUUACUAAUUACACAAAUAAAAAACUUUGACAC
Molecule: messenger RNA, 2277 nt
Organism: Tripterygium wilfordii
Lineage: Eukaryota; Viridiplantae; Streptophyta; Magnoliopsida; Celastrales; Celastraceae
Product: RING finger protein B-like
Exons: 9
Coding region: 143-2068 (641 amino acids)
Molecular function (GO): protein binding
Source: RefSeq, a predicted model, not a curated record